Schizophyllum commune H4-8 is the source of this 2773-nucleotide messenger RNA. RefSeq lists its product as uncharacterized. Gene Ontology annotation, molecular function: protein binding. The coding region runs from base 1 to 2592 and encodes 863 amino acids. NCBI's taxonomy places the organism in Eukaryota, Fungi, Basidiomycota, Agaricomycetes, Agaricales, Schizophyllaceae. The record is from RefSeq and is a predicted model, not a curated record. The transcript has 7 exons.
AUGGUCGCCAUCGCAGAGGGCCAUGUCUAUGCGCCUGUAAAGGUGCCACAAAUCCGCUCACCGACGCCGCCCCUCCACCCGCCGCCGCUCCCGAUGGACACGGCGGAGGAGGAAACGCAGCCCCCGAUACUCUCGUUCCCCUUCGGCAGAGUUCCCGACGAGUGGGAAGUCCACACAAUCCCCUCCGGUGUCGACCUGCGCUCUUCAAGCCACGGCAACCCAGAGGACGCGCUUGAAGACUCGCACGCGGUGCAGGACACCGUACUGUACAAGAUUGAGCACGAGGACGCGCCGUUCCAGAUCAAAACCGAGGACUCACCCGAAGAACGCUCGCUCAAGGCCUCCACCUACUACUACAACCGCGCCGCCCGCAUCAUCACGACCGACGACAUCCGGCAGGCCGAUGUCCGUGCGCGCGUCCGACAGGCGUGCGGUGGUCUCGGGGGACUUCUCUCCCCACCGCCGCCGCUGCCGAAGAGGUCGCCGACGGUGGCGAGGCCGCCCAUUAGGGGGCGUGCCAGAGCGUCCACAACCUUGGCCAGAGCUAGCAGUCCCUACGAGCGAGUCGCCAGCUCGUCCACUUGUCCGCGCUCGAGCUCGUAUACCGGGUUGCUCGCCGGUGCAUCCUCCAUGUCGACGGACCGCACGCCGUCGCCGAUGACCGUCCCUGGUGCAGAGGAUGGGUUGAUCUCGAGAGCGUCCUCCGGGUCCGUUUCCGUCGCGUCCGGUAGUUCCAACCCGCUCACAGACCCGCGCUCUCUCUCGCGGAAGAGCGACUGCGAUAAGAUCGUCAAAGAAGGGCAGGUGCAACGAGUUUGCUGGUGGGAGGAGAAGGAGGUGAAGAACGUUCAGCUCAACGAGGACGGCGAGCCAGUUUCCCUCAUCCCCGACUUGCAGAGCGAGUUCUGGAAGACUCUCGCCGAGUUCCCGUGUCACCGUCCUCUGCCCGCGAUGGCCGAGCACGAGCUGAUGAGGGCCUACGAGGAAGACAAAAACGUGAGGGCGUUGUUCGAAUUCGUCCCGGAGCACCAGGAAAUGUUCGACGAGUUGACGGCUCUGCGAGCGACGACCUACCAAGACAUUUCUCAGCAAAGACGCAGAGACAAGAUCAUCGCGCAUCAUGUGGCGGUCUUGAUGGAGGCAGCGUGUUUCCUGCGGAUGCGACAGUCAGCUCUUCCAUUCUCGAAGAUGAGCAUUCGACAUCCUACGCGCCGCCUAGCUGUGGAAGAGCUCCUAGAGCGCGCGGCGUCUGUCGCGAACCUCGCGAUGCUGCGUACCCACUCGGAACCAACCCCUGUCCAGAUCGCGGCGAUCAACGAAUACACUCUCCUCUUGGAGUCUGAGCUCAAAUUUCUUCCCCAGAACGACAAUGCCACACGCGAGAGGAUCCUGGCACAACUGGACAUCCACCGAUCCAUCUUCGCCCCCAUCCGCCGCCUCCCCACAGAGCUCUUGAUCGAGAUCUUCUCUCUACUGGCGUACGAAUCAUCCUUGCGUACUCUACAGAUUGCAUCCACCAUUGCGCGGGUCUGCGCCGUCUGGCGGGACAUCGCGCACGGGCUCACGAAAUUCUGGACAAAACUAGUCGUCAAAUCCUUGAGCGACAUCAAACGAUACUGCCAGCUAUUCCUUCCUCUGACAAAGGGGAAACUACCAGAUCUGAGAUGCGAUAAUCCCAAGAUCUUGGGGUCACUAUGGGAUGGCAUCGAACCGUACGCCUCUACCUGGCGCUCUCUUUCGAUCGAGGGCCGUCUCAGCAUGAUUCCCGAUUUGAAAGUCCUCUACAUGGAGAAUCUCGAGAGACUUGUCGUCGACGCGUAUGAUAAACCUGAGUCUCCGGAACUCAGUGUGCUCGAUUUCGUCGUCGCACCGCGUCUUCGCCACAUAGCGCUCACGCUUGACGUGCUGCAAAGCGAGCGUCAGCUUCACGUCCCUGUAACACGAGCACUCACGUCUCUUGAGAUCGAAGUGAUGUCACCCUUUCCCAUCACACAUACCCUACCCCUUCUGCGAGCGUGCGCGGGAACGCUGGAAACGCUCACUCUCAAAGUUCGCCAUCCUCUGGAAGGCUCCGAAGGCUCAUAUCCCACGAGCGUAUCCGACACGUUUGCCAUGAAUGCGCUCACCCUGCUCAGCCUCAUCGAUCCUGCCUGCGCGUUGCUUAACCAUAUAACCGCCCCACACAUCGAGGAGCUCGCCCUCGGUAAUGUGCCCGCAUAUGGAACGCGAUCGCUCAUGGGCUUCUUGACUCGGGAUGAAACCUCACGUCAUUUGAUUGCAUUGCGGGUCUAUAAGGUGGAAGAACGAGACAUCCACGCCUGGAUACCAUGCCUCCAGCUCAUGGACAAGCUCAGGGACCUAUUCUUCGACGAGCUCCUGUCGAAUAGACGGUUCCUCGAGCAACUUAUACGUUACGAAGACCGCCCACCCUUGCUGCCGUCGCUGAAGAAUAUCGCCAUCUGGGACAUCUUCCGCAAACACCGGGACCUACACGAUAUCAUUGGCGAAAUGUGCGCUUCGAGGGCAAAAUUCACAGUUGUGAACGGCAGGAGGAGGUUGGAGACGAUAAGCUGGAUCAACGAAUGGGGGUGAACUACGUCGCGUCCGCCUCCCAGUACGUCGGUGGUGAUGCUGCCGAAAUGAUAAUUGGACUCGUCGCCCUUCCAUUCGCUGGUCGGGCGUCCAUCCGCGAACCCCUCGACUGCCCAUCCCCGUCCUCUGGCAUCCCCUCCAUGCGCCUCCUCCUUCCCCAGCGACACCCUCCCCCCCCCCC